Miniopterus natalensis is the source of this 11042-nucleotide messenger RNA. The record is from RefSeq and is a predicted model, not a curated record. Lineage: Eukaryota; Metazoa; Chordata; Mammalia; Chiroptera; Miniopteridae.
UUCACUCAUUUAUGCAUUCAUUGGUUGCUUGUAUGUGCCCUGACCAAGGAACUGAACCCGGAACCUUGGUGCAUCGGGACGACGCUCACAACAAACAGCCAGGGCAGUCGCUCUUUUUAUUGAGAUGCUUAAAUGCUGCCUAGAUUGCUGCAAGCCUUUGAUUAAUGUCAGAGUUCUGAAAAAGUUGAUCCUGACAAUAUUUCCUUUUAUGGAAGAUAAUUUUUGUAAGUCUUUACUGUUUUUGUUGAUGUCCUCCCUUUUGUCUCUAAACAUGACCCUUUUUACUCAUCUUCAUAUCUGCCAUUGUGUUGUAGGAAUUUGAGUUUAAUAGAUUAUCUCUUAAGGUUUUUGACUCUCAAAAACUUUGGUUCUUGUUUUUAGCUUAGAUAGCCAGGGGCCUGAUAUAAAAUUAAUAUGAAGUAAUAAUAUUGGGUUUUUUUUGUUCAUUCUCAAUAAUUGAGUGUCUGGGGAAAAUAAAGGACCUGUCUUCAGCAAAAUGUAUAAAGUAUUAAUAUUGUAUAUUUCUCAUUAGUGUUUUUUAUACUGAUAUUUUUUGAGUGUGUGUCUGCCUCUUCUGUUUUUUCUUAUUAUUAAUGUUUGUUUUUUACCUCCUAAGGCAGUAAAGAAUGCUGAUGGGAGAACCAUUUCCCUAAUUUUCAGAUUGUUGAGCUGGUUGCCAUGAUGGAUGAUCAGCAAGCUUUGAACUCAAUCAUGCAAGAUUUGGCUGUUCUUCAUAAGGCCAGUCGACCAGCAUUAUCCUUACAGGAAACCAGAAAAACAAAAUCUUUAUCACCAAAAAAGCAGAAUGAUGUCCGAGUCAAAUUUGAACAUAGAGGAGAAAAAAGAAUCCUUCAGUUCCCCAGACCAGUUAAACUGGAAGAUCUGAGGUCUAAAGCUAAAGUUGCCUUUGGACAGUCUAUGGAGCUACAUUAUACCAAUAAUGAGUUGGUAAUUCCACUAACUACUCAAGAUGACUUGGACAAGGCCGUGGAACUGCUGGACCGCAGUAUUCAUAUGAAGAGCCUCAAAAUACUACUUGUAAUAAACGGAAGUGCACAGGCUACUAAUUUAGAACCAUUGCCAUCACUAGAUCAUUCGGAUAACACAGUAUUCGAAGCAGAGAGGAAAAAACGGCUUUCUGUACUAGGUCCCACUAGUAGAGAUCAAAGCUCCCCUCCCCCAGGAUACAUUCCAGAUGAAUUACAUCAGGUUGCCCGGAAUGGGUCAUUCACCAGUAUCAACAGUGAAGGAGAGUUUAUUCCAGAGAGCAUGGACCAAAUGCUGGACCCAUUACUUUUAAGCAGUCCUGAAAAUUCUGGCUCAGGAAGUUGUCCCUCACUUGAUAGUCCUUUGGAUGGAGAGAGCUAUCCAAAAUCACGAAUGCCUAGGGCACAGAGCUACCCAGAUAAUCACCAGGAAUUUUCAGACUAUGAUAACCCUAUCUUUGAGAAAUUUGGGAAAGGAGGAACGUAUCCAAGGAGGUAUCAUGUUUCAUAUCACCAUCAAGACUAUAAUGAUGGUCGGAAAACUUUUCCAAGAGCUAGAAGAACCCAGGGGACCAGCUUCCGGUCUCCUGUCAGUUUCAGUCCUACUGACCACUCCUUAAGCACUAGUAGUGGAAGCAGUAUCUUUACCCCAGAGUACGAUGAUAGUCGGAUGAGAAGAAGGGGAAGUGACAUAGAUAAUCCCACUUUGACUGUAAUGGACAUCAGCCCACCCAGCCGCUCACCUCGUGCUCCAAUCAACUGGAGAUUGGGCAAACUGCUUGGCCAGGGGGCCUUUGGCAGGGUCUACCUCUGUUACGAUGUCGAUACAGGAAGAGAGUUGGCUGUUAAGCAAGUUCAGUUUGACCCGGAUAGACCUGAGACCAGCAAGGAAGUAAAUGCACUUGAGUGUGAAAUUCAGUUGUUGAAAAAUUUGCUGCAUGAACGAAUUGUUCAGUAUUAUGGCUGUUUGAGGGAUCCCCAGGAAAAAACACUUUCCAUAUUUAUGGAAUAUAUGCCAGGGGGUUCAAUUAAGGACCAAUUAAAAGCAUAUGGAGCUCUUACUGAGCAUGUGACUAGGAAAUACACCCGUCAGAUUCUGGAGGGUGUCCAUUAUUUGCACAGUAAUAUGAUUGUUCAUAGAGAUAUCAAAGGUGCAAAUAUUCUGCGAGAUUCAACUGGCAACGUCAAACUAGGAGAUUUUGGGGCCAGCAAACGGCUUCAAACCAUCUGUCUUUCGGGGACAGGAAUGAAGUCUGUCACAGGCACGCCCUACUGGAUGAGCCCGGAAGUGAUCAGUGGAGAAGGCUAUGGCAGGAAAGCAGACAUCUGGAGCGUGGGCUGCACUGUGGUAGAAAUGCUGACCGAAAAACCGCCUUGGGCAGAGUAUGAAGCAAUGGCUGCCAUCUUUAAAAUCGCCACUCAGCCAACAAACCCAAAGCUGCCACCGCACGUCUCGGACUACACUCGCGAUUUCCUCAAACGGAUCUUUAUAGAGGCCAAACUGAGACCUUCAGCGGGUGAACUCCUAAGGCACGUGUUUGUGCACUGUCAUUAGCAGCUAGCAUCCUCUCCUGUGCCUCUGCCUGGCUCCCAUCGGUUCAGUCACCUUCUCUCUGACUGCACUUUUCUUUUUUAUAAAAAAGAGAUGGGGGAGAAAAAAAGACAAGAGGGAAAGUGUUUCUCUUGAUUCUUGGUUAAAUUUGUUUAAUAAUAGUAACCUAAAUUUUUUAUAUUUAAUCUUUUUUUCCCCUUACAAGAACUUGAAACUUUUUUUUUUAAUUUUUAUAAUGUACUGAUGUGGUUCAGAGAUUGUAAAGCACUUUAGUACAGGGCCACUCUUUCUCGUACAACAGAUCAUUUGGAAUACCUAGAGACUGUAGUCUUCCUCUGUGUCACUGACAGACUGGUGGUGAUGGAGAGACCUGGAAAACAAGAAGAGAAUGAUAUGUACUUUGUAGUUUUUAAUGAUAGUAUUUAAAAUAGAUUCUCAUUUGUGGGUUUGAGCCCUAAACUUGAGUUUAGAGUGGGUACACAACUUAAAGAAUAUAGGUUCCUUCUUAUAUCUGUAUUCUUUAGAUCCCAACCUCUGUAUACCAAGCUUUUUGCUCAGUAGGAAUCUUGACAGAAAAAAUGAAUUUCCAGGAGGUAUGUUUAUUUGUUAAUCCUAACCAGUGUAAUAAGCAAAUACACUAUAAAAGGUCCAUGUUAGUGGAGUCUAUAAACCUUGUGGGAUAGCUUUCUGUUUUAAAAAAAAGAUACUAUUUUAUUUUAAAACAGAUAUGGGAAGUCAAUGAGCAAAUCCAAAUUAAAUGACAAAAGGAGGUUGCUUUAAUUAAGUGUGUGAGCAGUAGAAGAGACCACGUUUGCCAAUCAACAGAAAUAAUGAAAAACAGAACUAAGUGUUGUUUAGUGUAUUUUAAACUGUGUUCUUUACGUGAGGGAAAAAGUCCAAAAUUAAGAGAAUGGAGAAAUAAUCAAAAUAAUGUAUAUCUUCCUAUUUCUAGCUCCUGAUUCCCCAUAGGUAACAUUUCUUAGGAACUAAGAGUUUAACCUUAGUUAAACUUAGAGUGUCCAUGAAGCUAGUGUCAUGAGAUAAAACCCUUGUUCUUGUGAUCACAGAAUACUAAAGCACCUCAAAAAACAGAAAAACAGUGGUUCUCAGGGUGGGGUAGGGCUAAGUUUCUCUUGGCAUUUGGCAGUGCCUGGAGAGGGUUUUGGUUGUCACAACUUAGGUGGAUGCUAGUGGCAUCUGGUGAGUGGAGGCCAGGGGUGCUGCUAAACAAACCACAGUGUGUAAGGCCAGCACCUCCUGCCCACAAAAAGCAUCCUGCUCAAAGUGUCAGAGUGCCAAAGUUAAGAAGCCCUGUGGUAAAGAUCAACUUCUGUUACAAACUGAUAACAGCCCUUGACAAAGCAGGUUCCUUACAAAAAGUAACCUUCAGAGAGAAAGUGAUGUAAUGCAGGAUGCGUGUCUCACAAGAGCAGACGCCACUGCUUCAAGUCGGGCGAGUGAUCUCAGCACAUUAGCAGUCCGUCCUUACCAGCUGCACAGUGCACCCAAGUCAGGAGCUCCCGUUUUAGAAGCAAAAUGAAUUUAAACAGAGCUUAUUGAACUCAGCUGCCUGUAUAUAUUCUUUCCUCAAUCAGUUUAUAGUUGUGGGAGAAGAAAAGCAUAUCAAGACAAGUGUUAACUACUUUAUAGGAAGGUUGAAACUGCCAGGUAUUUCUAGUGUUAUGUGCACACCAAGAGGAAGGACGGUGACUGGGGAAUUCCACUGUAUCUCAUGGAGUUGUGCUGCUGAAAAAUAUGAAUGAUAUCAGCAAUGUGGCCGCUUGUAAUGUUUUUCAGUAUAUUGCAGCAAGUGCUAAGUACUUUAUUUUUAAAGGUCUAGAAAACAGUAGUCCUCCUGGAGGCCCUCAAUGUGAUGCCUUUAAUGGGGGACUCAGGUAUUUUAUUUUCUGCUAAAAAGUAUGAUCUUUAGGGACUCAGCUGUUUGUAUCAAGGCUCCCAUCUGCCAUUCCCUGUAGGAAAUUUGGGAUUUCACCGGCUAGCCUGAGAAGAAGUCAGAGCACAAAGAUCCCCCCACAUCCUAUAAUCAAAGGCAGCGCCUCACCAGGAAGAAUAUAAGUCUGUGGUCCCUUGCCUGAAAAUCAGUGGUCAAAUCCUGUGCUGUAAACAUAGUCCCCAAGGAUAUGGAUCUGUUAUUUUCUUAUCUUUUCUAAGUGAAGGCAUCUCUUCUACUUGAGCAAGAUCAUAGUAUCUGGACCAAUGGGCUUUUCCUCUGUUUCUUUGUCUUGUGUGUUUGUGAUUUGCUCCUGGCUCAUUUUUGAUCUGUCAGGGUAGCCAGAGGUGCAGAGCAUGAGACAAACGGCCUUUAGGGAGAGAUCUUGGGAGACUGAAACCCAAAGCAAAACUCUUUGCUUUUUUUCAGUCUCUCUUUUAUUUUUAAGUGCUCUAGAAAGUAAGUCACCUGAAAAGAAACUACUGCUUAGACACUGCUGCAGGAGACCUUUGUUUUAUAGGAAAAUAUUAUUAGCUAUGGGAAAAUACUGUUCUGUAUGUAAAGACUUAAAAAUAGACUGGUAGUUUACAGAGUUAUUAUAUAAAAUGUGAUGUGAAUUUAUUUUAAACAAGUUGUAAAGGUACCAAAACCACAAGAAAAGUUAAUAUAUAUAAAAGCUACUAGAACAAAAAAGCUGGAAGUGGGAUGAGGUGUGGAAGACAAAAGUAAAUGUAAGAAAGAAGACUUUGAAACAGAACACCGUUAUUUGGGGCAGUUAAAUAUAACACUCCACCUUUUUCUCUCUCUCUAAUGUAUGGAUCAACAAAUGAAAUUUGAACUUUUUAAAAUGACUCUAAAUGUAUUUUGUUUUUUAAAUGCACAACUGAUUCUUCUAUACUGUCACGUUCCUUUGCUGAGGCUUGAAGUGGUCAGACUGCUGGCUUGUGCCUUCACAAUGCGUUCUGCGUGGACCGCGGCCGACUUUGGUGCUGGAGAAGAUUCGCUGGCAGUCUUACCUGUGCUUUUCAGGAAGUACCUUUCUACUUAGGCCUUGAGAGAGUCAGAAUGGCAUGACAUAGGUUGGGCCCAAAACAAGAUCUUUUACAUUGCAAACAAAGUGUGCUGAAUAAAAGGCUUGAAAAAUACGACUGAUGAACAUUUUGAUCGUAAUUCUUUAAAAUGUGUUUAAAAAUAUACAGACUGAAAUUUUCAGUAUGAAUAUCUUGAAAAAUCUUCCAUUUUCUCAUUUACAAAACAUGUCUCUAACCUGAAAAAAUGGUUAAGGACUGUUGCCUUAGAAAGUUUUCAAAGACAUCAUCAGCCCUACAUAUUUACGAUGCACAGGCUGAACUACAAAAAAUUAAAACUCAUUUUAGAGUAACUUGAAUUGGCUUUCUCUUCAGAGUCUUUAUCUCAUUUUCAGUAGAAACUACAUGAAAAGUGAAAUUACUUGUUUAGGGUAACUUUCGGCUGCUCUACCUCUUACCUGUCAGAUCUGGUCGGUGGUGUUUCUGAGGUGGAGUUGUGAUAAGGUGCAUGAGGUCAUUAAGAAAAUCAGAUCUGAAUAGUUUAUAGGCAUGACCAGGCUUGGGUUCAGAAGCCAAGAUGUUGCCACAUGCACACUCCUUGGUCUACUGCACAGUUCUGAGCCAGGGUUUCAUCUGGAGGCCAGGGACCAAUAGCUUGCAUAUAAAAUCACCUGAUGUCAAUCAGUUAUAGUAAUCUAUCAAUUUUUAAAAAUAGGGUGAAUCUUUUUUAUUUGUUUAUUCAAUAAUUAUGGCUUAUUGUGUCAGGUACUAAAUUAACUUACAGAGGCCACUGUCUAAGGAGGAAACAUGGCAAACAAGACCCCAAGUGAAAGUUCAGCAAUGAUGUUCUAAAUUCUUACUAUUUUUUGUGAUGUACGGAGAUAGCAAUUUUGGGUAAUUAUUAGUGUUAUAAACUAAAAUAUCAUUAACAACAUGGAUUAAAAGUAUUCCCAAAUUAGAGAGACCUCCCUUUGGCCAAGCAGCCUCUCUCUCUUGGGACACCCUCUUAUAAAACCCAGCCUCUGCUCAAACAGUUCCAGCAGUGGAGGGCAUUUAUUCCACAACAUGGUGGUUUUUCCUUGUUUCUUUUAAAGAAAAAAAUACUUUAUUUUGGUCUAAAUUGUUAAAAUACCUAAAACAUUUGCUGGAAAUUGAAUUCUGUCAACAGUGUUAUUUAUGCUAAGAUCAGGACAGUUUCUUGAGACCUUACUGUUUUCUGUUAAGUUUGACUUUUGUUACAAAUGUAAUGUUCAUAUUUAUUUGAAUUUUAAGAUUGGUUAAAGGUUAAUGAAAGGCAAUUUAAUUGUUAAUUUUUGGUAGUGCCUUUUACUCUGUAUGCCUUAAUUUUAUUUUAUAUCAGUAAUUCACAUUAUCCAUGGAAUUGAAGUUUCCCCCCAAAAUCAGUAGUUUCAAGAGUUGAUUUGGCCUUAGACUGUGUAUUGGCCCUUAAAUAUUUCUUAAUGCCUGUUUCCUCCUCCUACCCUUUUCUACCUCUUUUUUCAAAUGUUAGAAGACAAACAUUAGCAUUAGUCUGUGAUAGACAGACUGCAGUGUCCCCGUGAACUGAGAUACGGAGAGAGGUGUUCUCAUUCUAAAGAGACACACAGUAAACUCUUUUCCAGGCGGGCUACUUGAUUUUCAAUCACAUUGACACUGCCCAGAUUCUUGGUAUAUCAUGGUUCAGUUACAAUUAUCAGCAGAGGUAGAAUGGCUGUUUGGCCCUAAAGAGGUUGUUUAAAUGGUUUACAAAUGUUAAGGCAAUGAGACUUAGGGCAACGAGCAAGAAAUCCAGGGGUAGCGAAUUCUCUGUAACAUUGUGACGAGAACUCUUACUUUUCUGUGAAGUGUGUGUGUAUGUGUGCGUGUGUGUGUGUGCGUGUGUGUGCGUGCGCGCACACACGCAGUGGAGCAGGGAUGGGAAGAGAGGCAAAGAAUGAAUGUUCAGUUAGAUUAGCUUCUGUUCUUGGAGGAACAACUCCAGUGUGUAUGACCUGCUGAUGGUGAGUGAGUGUAUUUGUCCUCGGGUAGGAAUGCCAGCACAUUUUCCACAAGUAACUAGUGCAAGUGAUUGUUUAAUAAGGUAUUUAUUGUAAGUUGCCAAGCUGUUGGUUGCUAAAAAUAGAUUAAAAAUGAAUUUGUAUGUGUGUGAAUAGCUUAUAUAUAAUCCUUAGAUAGGAAGUAAUUGAUCUUGCGUGUUCUUCAUGAAAUCUUUGGGACAGAAAUUCUGCCAGACAUUGUCAAAACAAGUUUCCUUAGCUUGUGAAACGUCCAAAAGGAAAUUUCCUUACACCUCUUUGGUUGCCUGGGGAGCACAUGCUGUGAAGCCCCUGCUCCCACUUCACAGUGGUCUUCAGCUUUGCUUGACUUCCGCCUGAGUUGUGGACAGGAUGCCAUGGCAGGUGUGGGGAGUGCCAGAGCCAGCCGUUUCCUGCUCGCGCCUCAGCGCUGUAAAUGUCAGGAGCCCUCGAGAGUCUGGAGGGCCUUCUCAGUGAUGGUGAGAGUGGACAUGAUCUGGUUUCAGGAGGUUGAGGGAGGAGUCCUCGCUACCGUAAAGAAAAGAAUGCAUCUUAUCUGUUUCCUGCAUGCAGUCUUUUAUGUAAUUUUUCAUGUUUUUCAUACUUCUGCAUUUUAAUUGACAGUAAUGUAUUUGUUAAUCACAGCAAAGGCAUUACAUCGGUGAGUCCUGUUACUUCCUGUGCCUCAUCACUGUUGUUUGCAUUCACAAUUGGUGUUAUCAGAAUCGCUUUAAACCAAAGCUUUUAUAUUCCUCGCACACAUUGCCAAAAUGAUUCACACUGUUACUUCUGCCCACCUUUAAGCUAAUAGGAUAAAACUGAUCAAGUAGAUACUAGUAGAAUUUGUAUCUGACCUCUCCUUCAGGUAAAAGGAGAGGUGCUCCGUGUUUGCAUUUAGACAUGCAGAAUUGACUUCAGCUAUUACAGAACUACAUAGACGUUACAAGCCUGAGCUAUACACGUGCCAGUAUUGUUAACAUCAGCGACCAUGGACACUGACUCAUGAUGCCUCAGAUUGGAAGUGUGCUUUCUUCUAGUGUCUUAACAUUUAGGAACUUAUGAUUGACUUGAGGGGCAUUUCAGGAAAGCUGUGAAGAAAAGUAAAUUAUAGGCAUUUUGGAGCCUAAGGAGGAGUCUGCAUCCCAAUAUGCAUGCAGAAUUUGUCCACAGUAAGGAUAUCUGAGUCUCUUCAUGACAGUUGAAAACAGUAAAGUUUGUGACUAUACUGAACAGCACUUUUAUGCUCAUUAUUAUUUUUUUAGAAUUUUGUUUUUUAACUAGUGGUGAUUUUAGCAUUAGCAUUACUUGGUGGGGAGAGAUAAGUAACAAAAUUACAUCAUAAACUCUAGUAGGUACUUAGACUCCAAACCAUUUGGACAUAUUCUAAUUUUUCCAAAGACUUUUUCCCACCUGGAAUAUGGAGGGAAGACCAGUGGAAACACUGAGCUAAAAAGAUUAACGGGCAAAAGAAUGGGCUUGUGGGCCAAACCCCUGCAAUAUACCCUGUUCAAGCAAAAUGUGAUGUCUGAGGGUAAGAAUACUUCUUUAAAAACAAAUGAUUGUUUCUAAUACAAUGUUAAUUAGUAAAGGUUUACAUUUUUUCUAUUGCUGUUGGUUUUAAAAUUUGCUGCAUUCAGAAAUAUUACAAAAGUUAAUACCAGAAAUACUUUUAAUGUUGGACAUCUCUUACAUUUCACAUGGUUCUUUUUAUUCAAAUAUCAUUGUAAAUAAAAGUAAACUUGGAUAAAUUUGAGAAUAGACUUCAAUUGUUGCAAACUAUGAUUAUCAAUUUGUAAAUUACCUUUUGACCUAAUGUACAUUUUUUAAUAUAGCCAUUAAAUUUUUUUUAUUUAACCUAUUAGUUUCUGUCUGUAAACAUUUUUAAUCUCAGUUGAAUGCUGGGCAGUUUAUAAUUAUGUACAAAGGUGUUUUUUCCCUAUCAAGGUUGACUUUUGCACAUUUUUGGAAGUGUUUAGUUUGUACACUGAUGUACUGCUUUGCCCAGUGCUUGGUGUGUGUGAGCAUCGUGACUGUGUGCACUGAACUACUGCCCCCGCCUCUGCGUUUGAGCUUCUCUCAAGAUGUAGCCGUCGUAGCUGCACUGCUGUUACAGACUUAAACGGACCUUACUUCUUUUACAAAGUAUUCUUAUCUAUGGUCCUGUCUUUGUUGAAGAACUCAGGAGUUCAACAUCACUUUCUGAUUUUAUAUGUAUUUUAAAAUCCAUGGCUAAGUUGAAAGUAUGCUUGUAACUCUGUAUCAAGGGAUGUGUGUGGAGAUGUCUCUGUCUGUAGGCACAUUUAUAUAUUACAGUAACUUCUUAUUUUCAUUUUAUUUCUACAUUUUUACAAACUUGUUUUAUAUAAGGAUACUGUUUAGUUAGAAUUAAAUAUAUAUAAAAGCUUUCUGAGAGAUUAUUUACUAUAUGAAUAUAUUUUCAGCUGGCUGAUCAAAAAUAUUUUUUAAAUUUUGUUUUUAACCAUUCAAAAUAUGUUUGUAUUUCCAGACUUAGACACAACUUUACUUAGAUAUCAUUAAAAUACUCUUGCAGGGAAUAGCAUUGAAUUUUUUGAGAAUUCUCUGAAAUGCAAAUUAAGAGGAAAAAUAAGUUUUAAACAGUAGCAAAACACACUGCCCACUAAAAUGGCCUUUGAAUUUUCAGAGCUAUGAAAAAAAUGCGAGAAGCUAAAUUGUCUUGAAGAUGCCAAGAUUUUUCUAUCUCCAGUUUCUUUGGCUGGUCCUACUGUUGUUUUUGACUGUUUCCUUUAUUCUACCCUAAAGAUUUCAACUUUUAGUUUUUUUCUUACUGGGCAAGGUCAGACUUCGUUUAUGAUUCUCUGCAAUUGACUAUAAAUUGGUUUAGAAAUGUCCAAACAUACAUUGAGUGUCUUUAUACUGUACUGCGUAUGUUAAGUAACUGGCAGAAAAACUAAAUUUGCAAUAUGACAAUGUUAUUGUACUUAAGGAAAUCCCCUUUUUUUAAUAUGCAGUACCACGUAAAAUUACUUGUGUUAGGAGUAAAGUCCCUGUUGAAGCUGAGCGUCACUAGGCGUGUUGCGUUGCAAGGAGCCAGUGUGAGUAAGGCCUCCCGGGAGCCAGGUGCAGUGGGUGUGCCACAUUUCAUGCGUGGUUUGACUCUGUGUUCACUGAAAGUCGUGCUUGUAAAAAUGUAUAAAAUUUUUGAGUUUUACAGAUUUUAUGUAUUUGUUUUUCUUGCUGGUAAAUAGCUUUUAAAAAAUCUAAUGUGAAAGAAACCAUGUUUAUAUUUUGUUAGCGGUCAGUGACUCUGUUUAUAUGGAAAUUUGUAUAUUGUUGGCACACAUCUUUGUUCAGAUUUAUCAUGCAUGAAGGCCUGCAAUAAUUAGCACAAUGAAAAUGGCUUUUUUUUUUUUUUUACGUUAGUUCAUUUGAAAGAUUGUGGUGCAAAGGGUUACUCCGAGAAACCUGGAGUAUGGACUAUAAAUGAUGGCACUUUGAGUGUUAAUAAAGCUGAUAUUUAUUUCCACUGUG